Musca domestica (house fly) is the source of this 3145-nucleotide messenger RNA. RefSeq names its product E3 ubiquitin-protein ligase goliath (gene gol). Lineage: Eukaryota; Metazoa; Arthropoda; Insecta; Diptera; Muscidae. Bases 976 to 2469 code for a protein of 497 amino acids. The transcript is spliced from 6 exons. The record is from RefSeq and is a predicted model, not a curated record.
AGUCGUAAGAGUGUAUACAACCGCCGAACAGGGAGGACGUGCGCCGUGCGAUAGGUUUUGUCUGGUGUCAGAAGAAAAAAUAAAAAAACAAAUAAGACAAAUAGAGUAAUUGUAAAUUCAGUUCUGUGAUACAAAUUCAAAGUCAAACUUGAUCCUGUUCUAUUCGGUGGAGUGGUGUUGUUGUAAAACAAAAAAAAAGCAAAAUAGAAACAGAGCAAGAAAAUAUUAAUCGUCCAACAAAAAAUAAAUAAUAAUAUUCGUGAGAUUCGUCGAUAUUUACCAAAGUGUUGGGCGUUUGUGUGUGUGACAUUUUAAGCCAAAUCCAUUACAAUUGUGCAAUUACAGUUCUCCUGGCCAAGAAAACAUCCAGAAGAUAUCCUGGCAAAUCAAAAAAUUAUCUCAGUUUUUUAACAGCUCUACACCUUGAGAUUUUUAACGCAAUGUCGAAUCCAGCGAAACACAAAAAAUAUAAAUAGCUUCACACAAAAGAAAAACAAGUCAAACAAAAGCACCAGAAGAACGCUACCAGACCACUCGAUUUAAGCCAACUUGAUUUAGCAACAGAAACAACAAAAACAGCUGACAACAAAAACGGCUUUGGAGUUGUAGCAGCACUGCGAUAAGCUUAAAUUAACAAUUCAUUUUAAGAAAACGAAAAAGAACUCUGACGAUAUUUGAGGUGAAAAGUUGACGAAAAUUCAUCGCGGUGCUCAAGUUUUGGAAAGUCUUGCUGGUCAAAGACGCAGAGAAAAACAACAACAAUUAAAAAACCGCAAAACAAAAGAUCUCGGGAAAAGACCAAUGAUCGCCUGCAUGCGCUUACGAAAGCAGCAAAUGAUUCCGACGCUUAUCAUUGUAUAGGGAGCAGCGACAACUGGGUUGGCACACAUAUCACAUCAAAAUCAUCAAAACAGUGAAAAAAGGAGGAAAGAGCCGAAAGUCGCUGGCAAAUUGCACUACAACAGUUCGCUGAAAAUGGAUACACGCGAAGUGUUACUUCUACUGGUGUGUUUAUCCUUGCAGAGUGACAUACGUUCAUCCUACACAGCAAGUAGGUCCCAAAUGGUGUACGCAAUGUCGACCGCUAACCAGGAACUGGAACGAUAUUUCCGAUCAGUAAACACCACCCAAACUAUGGCUGCCGAAGAACGCAUAGCCGUAGACAUCUACACAUAUGCCUUCCUCAACUACAGCUACGUAGAUAGCCAUGUCAAGUUCAGCGAGGAGAAAGCCCGCUACGGCGAAGGUAGGAUCCUUAAUGUGCACGGCAAGCUGGUGCAUAUCAGCGACGCUGAGGAUAUAAAAGAUGACACUGCCUGCUCCAGCAAUAUUCUGGGCACCAAUGGCCAGCCAACGCCAGCUGAGGGCAUUUCGUGGAUCGCCUUAGUCCGUCGCGGUCGUUGCACUUUCGAGGAGAAGGUGAAAAAUGUCUACAGCAAAAGGGCAUCAGGGAUCAUCAUUUACAACGACAAGCCCGUCAUGAACUUGGAAAAGAUGCAAAUCAAGGACAAAUCGCGUAAUAUAACCGCUGUGAUAACUUAUCAAGACAUUGGCCAAGAUAUGGCCAUGAGAUUGGAUCAGGGUCUGGAUGUCACAGCUCACAUUAUUGAAGGCAGGAGCGGAAUGAGACCCAUAAACAGUCUCAACAGAACAUCUGUCCUGUUCGUGGCGAUAUCCUUUAUUAUUCUCAUGGUCAUAUCUCUGGUCUGGUUAAUUUUUUAUUAUAUACAAAAAUUCAGAUACAUGCAGUCCAAAGAUCAACAGUCCCGCCAUCUUUGCUCCGUUACCAAGAAGGCCAUUAUGAAAAUACCCACAAAGACUGGCAAGAGUACUGAUGAAAAAGACGCCGAGUCAGACUGCUGUGCCAUAUGCAUCGAGGCGUACAAAGCUUCGGAUCUCAUACGUGUCCUGCCCUGCAAGCACGAAUUCCACAAAAACUGCAUUGAUCCAUGGCUAAUAGAACAUCGUACAUGUCCAAUGUGCAAACUAGACGUUCUCAAAUUCUACGGUUAUGUGGUGGGUGAUGAAAUUCAUACGACACCCUCGGUACAACAAUUGCCAGCUAACAAUGCCACCCCCUUAGACGACACUGAAGUGCCGGUUGUAGUUCUAGGAGUAGUGCCCCGCCAAAGCAACAGCCUAUCGCAGUCAUCACAGCAUUACUCAACCCACCAACAUCACACCACAUCUUCAUCCGCAUCCGCAUCACCUCCAUCGCUGGCAUCGUCGUUACCAUCGGCGACAACAGUUCCACUUCCCCCCCUAUCAUCCUCAUGUUUGCCCAAUAGAUUCAGUGCGAGUGUGGAGACCCAGACGACAGCGUCACUAGAACCGCACAGUAGUCACGAGUACGACCAGUCCUACUACCAUCGGCAAGAGACAAGCGCCGCAAUACCAGAAGCGGAUGAAAUCGAUCAUAUAGCAAACUUUCAAGUGAGCACAGCCAGUCGCCAAGUGACCGAUGUCUAACCCACCCAGCUGUGGAGCAGCAGAAACACUGAAGCGUCGGAUGUCUGGGCCCAUGCUAGUGCCAGAGCGCCAUACGUAUUUUUGUAUUACUUGUAGUUGUCCCACUUCAUUACAACAGCAACAACAACUUUAUGUAAAUAAUUGUUCUUAAUUUAAUUGAUUUUUCUUUUGUAGUUUAAACGCUUAAACUGAUCCCAAAAAUGAAUACUUAAGAGUUCUAAGACUUGACAUGAAAGUACUUAUAAGUUUUAUAGUUUUACGUUAUUUUUAACUGAUCCAACUGAAGUCCAGAGAAAUCAAGAAAAAACUUUUGUACACCCUUCUCCCACCCCCUCCUCUAGUGCUAAGGCCAUAUUUUGUUAAUCGCUUGGUUUAAGCUAGUGACGAGUAUGACAAUUUGUAGACUUUGUGCAAAAGCAGACGGUGACUUAAGGCUAGUCAAAUUUUAAACAAACCUUCGAAAUUGAAUGUUGGAAGAAAACACUCAAAACCAAUCUUGUAUAUAAACUUUAAACUAACACGAUUUUAGGAUAGAUUCGAACAUUGGUUAACAAUUUUUCUAUUACGACUAGUAUUACAAAUAAGCUAGAAAUUAUAACGAUAAAGUCAAUACUAAGUGAAAAUCCCAAAAUUAAAUGUCAAAAUUAAAUGUUUUCAAAACCAAACUUGAAUCAAA